Poecilia latipinna (sailfin molly) is the source of this 1213-nucleotide messenger RNA. RefSeq names its product capping actin protein of muscle Z-line subunit alpha 2. Gene Ontology annotation, molecular function: actin filament binding. Gene Ontology annotation, biological process: barbed-end actin filament capping; actin cytoskeleton organization. The record is from RefSeq and is a predicted model, not a curated record. Bases 67 to 927 code for a protein of 286 amino acids. Lineage: Eukaryota; Metazoa; Chordata; Actinopteri; Cyprinodontiformes; Poeciliidae. The transcript has 10 exons. Gene Ontology annotation, cellular component: F-actin capping protein complex; cortical cytoskeleton.
AGCUGGGAAGCCACCCAUGCGCUGACGUCACGGGGCUCUGACAAGCUGGUGGUGCCGGAAGAAAAGAUGGCGGAUCAUGAGGAGCAGCUAUCCGACGAGGAAAAGGUACGCAUAGCAGCUAACUUUGUCAUCCAUGCCCCGCCAGGAGAGUUCAACGAAGUAUUCAAUGAUGUGCGAUUGCUGCUCAACAAUGACAAUCUUCUCAGGGAGGGUGCAGCACAUGCUUUUGCACAGUACAACUUGGACCAGUUUACUCCAGUGAAAGUUGAGGGCUACGAAGAACAGGUCUUAAUUACAGAGCAUGGUGACCUCGGGAAUGGCCGGGUCCUGGACCCAAAGAAUAAGAUCUCCUUCAAGUUUGACCACUUGAGGAAGGAGGCCAGCGACCCACGCCCACAUGAUGUUGACGGCUCCAUGGAAGGCUGGAGGAGCGCCGUGGACUCUGCCGUCAGGGCCUACGUCAAGGAGCACUAUCCCAAUGGAGUGUGCACCAUUUAUGGAAAAACCAUCGACGGGCAUCAAACCAUCAUCGUGUGCAUUGAGUGCCAUCAGUUUCAACCCAAAAAUUUCUGGAAUGGACGCUGGAGGUCAGAGUGGAAGUUCACCAUCUCUCCCUCCACCACUCAGGUGGCAGGAAUCAUGAAAAUCCAGGUUCAUUACUAUGAGGAUGGAAACGUUCAGCUGGUGAGCCACAAAGAGGUUCAGGAGUCCAUGUCUGUUUCUAACGAGGCUUCAACUGCUAAGGAGUUUGUUAAGAUCAUGGAAGCUGCAGAGAAUGACUAUCAGACGGCCAUUAACGAGAAUUACCAGACCAUGUCGGACACUACCUUCAAAGCCUUACGCCGCCAGCUUCCUGUGACACGCACCAAGAUCGAUUGGAACAAGAUCCUGAGCUACAAGAUUGGCAAGGAGAUGCAAAAUGCUUAAAAAGAAGAAAAAAAACAGCAGAGAAGAAAACAGACAGAUCCCCUUAACCCCUCACCCCCUCCCAAACAAUGUUGCAUGACUGGAUAGUUGUAUCGUCUUUGUACAAAAAUUAGAGAAAACAGGGGCAAAGAAGGGUUUGGUCUCACAGCCAGAAGUUGUCCCAUACAUGGCUACCUUUCUUUACAUGCACUGUAUUAUUGGAUCCAUGAUGAGAAAAGUUUAGUAUAUUUGGGGAAAAAUGAAAACCAAAAUCUAGAGGAAAUAUCGGAAGACAUAGGAAAAAAAA